AUUGGUAGGAAAUCGAGGAGGACAUAAAAGAAGUAUCGCCCAUGACUGGCAGCCAUGAAAGAACACCGGAAGCGACGGCCAUGACAUCGUUCAUGAGGCCUGCACAGAUACCUCAACAUGGCCAACUUGCUCAACAGCAACCUCCACGUCUCAUGCCAAAUGUCGUCGAUGACUACGAAAGGUGGUACACCGAGCCCGUUUCAAACAAUCGAAUGACACUUUCAUUACGCUCCGGAAUAGAUAGUGAAAUCGGGUGGGCACUGGAUCGUCUGUGUCGGUUGUGUUACAACGAACAGUUUUCGUUGCGUUCAAUACCAGGACUCAUGGACGCGUUGUUCGAAUGGCCCGAGUGGUUUGUACGGGAAGGGUACAAAGAAGCGGAAUUCACUUCUACGAAUAUAUUUGCACCAUCUUUAACGGCAGUUAGAAGAAGAAGGCACGCCCUCGAAUCCCUUUUUGUGUUGCGGAAUAGCUCUCUACUCGACCAGAACAGCGACGAUCUGGUGCAACAUUCACGUACCACUCCUCUCAUCAUCAACGCACUUCACAACCUUAAUCCAGAAUUGGAUGAUCAUCAUGAAUUCACUCUACACUGUAUCGACCUCUUCCUGUCAGUGGGCGCGAACUAUACACUACCUUCCCCUUCCGCACCUCCGAAAAAGAACAUUCUUCAGCCAUUACUUCAAAUCUUAUCGACAUCUUCGAACCGUACCCUCAUAAUUUCAACAUUUUCGGCGGUCACGCUCAUCUUUUCUAACCCACACAAUACUCCUUAUCUCACCUCUGAUUCACCUGCGCUCGAAGCCGCUAUACGGUAUCUCCCUCUUCUAGGUGACAAACCCUUACUCGACGCGUCUUUGAACUACCUUCUCCUUCAUUUAUCAAACACCUCCAUGUUGAGGGCCUUCAUGUUACAUUCAGCUAUGCCUAGCGUUCUUAAGAUUCUUGUUAAUCUGCUUGUUAUUGAGCAGGUUGAAGAAUCAGUCACUCUAGAUAUCACCGGGACAGUUCAUACAGUGCCUUCAACGGUUUAUGCUACCCAUGAUCACGAAUUGACUAGUGCAGAAUUGGACAGCUUGGUCGACACUCCAGAGCCUCAACGGUGUUAUGACUGGAUGAAAAUCAUGUUUGUUUCAAAAAAUGACGGGGAACUAACACAAGUCGACUUUUGGAACUAUUACAAGGACACAUUCUCCCCCUUCGCCGACAAAUACCCUUUGCUCGUCGCGUCAGAUGUCAUUAAAAAUGUCAACUUCGUCUUUCCCCACGCCCAAGCUAUGGUGAUUCCUGGCCCACCCCAACGUUUUAUUGUACGAGGAGUCGAUAGACGGAAGGACACCGUUGUGGCAGAACGACUAAAAUGCCACUGGGAUCGUUCACAAUGUCCACACCCGGUUUUCACCUCUCACAACGACCUUUGCAAGCAUCUUUUAGCGCAUCUGGACUCAACCGAGGAUUCCUCAACGGAUUGUGGAUGUCUGUGGUCUUCAUGUCCUCGUGCGGGCCUCACCAAAAAGAACCUGCGUUCACACGUCUUGACGCAUCUUUGGAGUCCACAAUCGCCCGAUAAACAUCCAUCUCAGAGCGACACCAUCACGUUAUCCUCACCCAAUGCACCGUACCCAAUCCCCAAACCUACCACUCGACCACCCCCUGCACCUCGAAGUACAGUAAUAAAUUACAAAAGACCUGCGGUGGAUCCACCUUCUAGCUCGCUUACCGCAUUGCUCUGCAUACGAAUACUGUUCCGUUCAUCUUUUACUUCCACUGAGGCUGCUCCAAAGGUUGAUGCAGAUCACUUUGGGUUUCCCGGGGUAGUGGAAGAUAGUGAAGGGACGGACAUCAUUGAGAGCACGGAUACUGAUAGCGAAGGCAGGAGGAGAGGGAGGAAGGCCUUUACUACCGUUCGUGUACUGUUGGAGAAGGUUCAGAUCAAGGAUGAGGUUUUGAAUGGAUGGAUUGGAGAGAUGGUUGAUGCUGGACUGACUGGGAUGCUUCAGAGUGAGUGAACGUGAACAUGAAGCAUGUAUGUAGAUGGG
Molecule: messenger RNA, 2039 nt
Organism: Marasmius oreades (fairy-ring Marasmius)
Lineage: Eukaryota; Fungi; Basidiomycota; Agaricomycetes; Agaricales; Marasmiaceae
Exons: 4
Coding region: 42-2009 (655 amino acids)
Biological process (GO): regulation of DNA-templated transcription
Molecular function (GO): DNA binding
Source: RefSeq, a predicted model, not a curated record